CUUUCAAAACAAACGUUGCCACGAGGAUCGCCGACCGAACGUUUUCCGCGCCCGAGUCUCGCCUUUUCGCCCGUUUUUCAUCAGGAACCAAGCCUUCUCCCGGAAAAGAGGGUGUCAGCAGAGGACUUGAGGACUGGAGGAGUCACUCAAAGGGGGAACACGAGCGUAAAUAAGGAGCGGGUCUUCGUUAAAUAGGCGUUAGUAAGAUGCUGCUGCCUAAUCUCCCCCCCCCAGAGGAAGGCAUCAGGCAUAGGCAGCCCAGCACGAGGGCUUUCGUGGGCCAGAGGGAGCUGGGGUCGGGGGUUCUCUACAUUGCCGAGAGCCGAGUCUCAUGGGCGAAAGAAGGAGAGGACAAUGGUUUGUCUCUCGAAUAUCCACAUAUUGCCAUCCAUGCGAUCAGCCGAGACUUGUCGAACUUCUGCCACCCAUGCCUUUAUCUCAUGAUCGAUGUCCAGUUGGAAGAGCCAGAGAGUGCCAUGAAUGGAGGCGGGAACUCGGACUCAGAGGAAGAAGUGGACGAAGACGCGGCCAUGACAGAGGUGCGGUUCGUUCCAUCCGAUCCCUCGUCACUCGAUCACAUGUACAAGGCCCUCAAUGAAUGUCAGGUCCUACAUCCAGACCCAGAGGAUCAGCCGUCCGAUGAUGAAAUAGGGGAAGAGGAAGAGGAAGAAGGAGAAUAUGAGAUCAGUGAGAAUGGCGACGACGUUCAUGGCGUUUAUGAGGAUGCCAUGGAAGGAGACCUCGGAGAUGGGCCAUUUGUAGGAGGCAUGGCAGAAGGGCGAACGGCUCGGAACGGCAUUGACGACGAUGACGCCAUGGAAACGGGACAGUUUGAUGAUGCUGAUUAAGAUUUCCUUUUUUUUUUCUUUUUUUAAAUACUUUUUGUUCUGUUUUCGAUGAAAAUGUUGUAAAAGUAAGGACCACACCCAUAAAUGAAGACAAAUAUUUCCUUCGUUUUGAGUUUUGUAAAGCUGGUAUGUGAUAACUUAAAAUCUGUAUUUUUAUGAUUUUAUUUGUUUAAGUGUACACAGUUAGUAGUAAUUAGUUACCAAUUACCAGUAAUAUUCAUUAUUAGGGAAAACAAGUACACACUAAGUGAAUACUGCAUAUUUUUAUAUGAUAAUGGAAAUUUAUGUUACAAAUAUCCAGUGAUAUUUGGUAAAGUGUAAGUUGAGUUGACAUUACACGGCUGUCUUUUGCACUGUAGGAAAUGAAUCAAAAAGACCA
Molecule: messenger RNA, 1227 nt
Organism: Penaeus chinensis
Lineage: Eukaryota; Metazoa; Arthropoda; Malacostraca; Decapoda; Penaeidae
Gene: icln
Product: methylosome subunit pICln-like
Exons: 5
Coding region: 207-848 (213 amino acids)
Biological process (GO): chloride transport; mRNA cis splicing, via spliceosome; cell volume homeostasis
Cellular component (GO): pICln-Sm protein complex; plasma membrane; spliceosomal complex
Source: RefSeq, a predicted model, not a curated record